Striga hermonthica is the source of this 2340-nucleotide messenger RNA. The record is from the annotation of a GenBank genome assembly. Lineage: Eukaryota; Viridiplantae; Streptophyta; Magnoliopsida; Lamiales; Orobanchaceae.
AUGUGGCCCCCGCCUGUUAAUCAUGGGGGGAUGCCCCUGAUGACAAGAUUGGUCGCUGUGGCUAUCGACAGGGAUAAGGGUAGCCAAAUUGCUCUGAAAUGGGCUGUUGACAAUCUUCUUGCCAAAGGCCAGACUGUAAUUCUGGUUCACGUCAAAGUGAAACAGUCUUUUGCAGGAACGCCGACAUCCCCGUCUUUGCCUAGCUCUUGGCCUAACAGUCCUUCAGGUCCCGGUGAUGAAAAUGGAGAUGAUGCACAAUUCAAGGACUUAUUUCUCCCUUUCAGAGUCUUUUGCACUCGCAAAGAUAUACAAUGCUUUGAUGUUGUGCUGGAUGAAACAGACGUAGGCAAAGGUAUAAUCGAGUUUGCAAAGCAAUCUGCAAUUGACGUGUUGGUUCUUGGUGCUACAGUGAAAGGCAGCAUCUUCAGAUUCAAAGCAAAGGACAUCCCUGGAAGCGUGUUAAAAGGUGCUCCUGAUUUUUGCACCAUAUAUGUCAUCCACAAAGGCAAGAUCUUGUCCACACGGGCAGCUUCUCGCCCGGCCCCAUCCAUUCUGAGCCCGAUUCGUAACCAGAUAAUGUGUCAAGCUAGCAGCAAGAAUAAUGGAUCAGAACAGCCAAUGGCCUCCACGCCCAGUUCUAGAAGUUCAUCCUCAGGACACUCGAGGCUAGGAUCGGAGCCAUUGCCUAGGCAGAUGGAGGCAAUUUCCAUCAGGUCACCGUUCGCUCACAGGCGGGCUCCAAAUGGAAAAGCAUACGAGGUGUCUGCACCAGAGACCGACAUAUCAUUUGUCAGCUCGUCUACAAGGAGAAGUGUCGAUGCAUUUCCCAAUUUCAGCGAGAGCUUUGAUGGGGCUCUCACUCCUCCUCGGCUUUCUGGAUACUCGGACAUUGACUACUCCGACACGUGGCACCAGGGACGCAAGUCGGUGGACAUCUCGUCCCCUCUUGAACUCUCGUCUUUGUUCGAGAACGAGAAGGCAUUCUCGGCACAAACAAUGGAUGAAGUAGAAGCUGAAAUGAGGAGGCUAAAGCAGGAGCUCAAGCAAACGAUGGAUAUGUACAGUACUGCAUGCAAGGAAGCACUAUCAGCAAAAGAGAAGGCAAUGGAACUCCAGCGCUGGAAAAUUGAAGAACAGAAGAGGCUGGAAGAGGCCCGGUUGGCGGAAGAAGCUGCACUUGCCCUAGCAGAAAAAGAAAAGGCCAGGUCCAAAGCGGCCCUCGAACAUGCCGAAGCUGCCCAGAGGCUAGCCGAGCUGGAGGCCCAGAAGAGGAUCAAUGCAGAAAUGAAGGCCCUAAAAGAAGCAGAAGAGAAGACCAGGAUGCUCACCUCAUUGACACAUUCGGACACCCGGUACAGGAGGUACACGAUCGAGGAUAUUGAAGUUGCUACCGAAUAUUUCGCGCAGUCGAGAAAGAUCGGGGAAGGUGGUUAUGGGCCGGUCUACAAGUGCUACCUGGAUCAUACUCCGGUGGCGGUGAAGGUCCUCCGGCCCGAUGCUACUCAAGGGAGAUCUCAGUUUCAGCAAGAGGUUGAGAUCUUGAGCUGUAUACGGCACCCGAACAUGGUCCUCCUCCUGGGCGCCUGCCCUGAAUAUGGCUGCCUCGUCUAUGAAUACAUGUCGAACGGCAGCCUGGAGGACCGCCUCUUCAUGCACGGCAAGACCUCUCCACUGUCCUGGCAGCACCGGUUUCGUAUUGCAGCAGAGAUAGGGACGGGCCUUCUCUUCCUCCACCAGGCCAAGCCCGAGCCCCUCGUCCACCGUGACCUCAAGCCAGCCAACAUCCUCCUCGACCGCAACUAUGUCAGCAAGAUCAGCGAUGUCGGCCUGGCCCGCCUCGUCCCGCCAUCCGUGGCCGACAACGUCACCCAGUACCGCAUGACUUCGACAGCUGGCACCUUCUGCUACAUCGACCCUGAGUACCAGCAGACGGGCAUGCUCGGCGUCAAGUCUGACAUCUACUCCCUCGGGAUUAUUUUCCUGCAGAUACUCACGGGUAAGUCCCCCAUGGGCCUCACUCACCAUGUGGAGCGAGCCAUUGAGCGCGAUGCCUUCAGGGAGAUGCUCGACCCAUCUGUCCCCGACUGGCCCGUCGAGGAGGCUCUUUUGCUCGCCCAACUGGGGCUACAAUGUGCAGAGCUCAGGAGGAAGGACAGGCCAGACCUUGGAAAAGUGGUGCUCCCUCAGCUGAAUAAGCUUAGGGAGAUCGCGGAGGAUUCCAUGUUGAAUGUGGGGCCGUACAUGGGGACCCCUUCCCCCACCAGUAGCCAAGUCUCUAUGUCCAAAGACGAUCUGAGUUUUCCACCAUCAUCAUCCACGCAGUCGAGCAUGGGGAGUUGA